Molecule: messenger RNA, 689 nt
Organism: Uranotaenia lowii
Lineage: Eukaryota; Metazoa; Arthropoda; Insecta; Diptera; Culicidae
Exons: 3
Coding region: 48-671 (207 amino acids)
Source: RefSeq, a predicted model, not a curated record
GUAGCAAAGACUUUUAAACAUCACACUUCAGGCAAUUUCGAUCCAAAAUGGAGCUAUGCAAAAUUCGAUCAGAAAUUAUUCGGAAGCCAAUUUGGUCCAAAAUUGAUUCUAAUGUACCAAAGCAAAUUUCAUGGUUAGUCGAGAGAACUCCAAUUUUGCCUACCAGACACAACUCUCAGAUCUGCAAGUCAAAUUCUCAAUCGGUUAUUUCAGCCAAUCAGACAACAACCGAAAAAUCUGCUGUCCCAUUGAAAAAAUCCAACUCAGAACAGCUUAGAUUGGUCGAUUCGAAAAGUUCAAGCGAGAUAAUGAAAAAUCAAUUGGAACGCCUUGUUCGGGAGAAUGAAACUUUGAAGCAACUCAUCCAUUUGCUUCGUUCAAGUUUAGAUGAGUGCCAGUACCUGGAUCAGGAGAAUCGUCGGAUAAUCGCUCACUUAGAACUAGAAGUUCGAUGUCUCCGAGAACAGCGAGAAUUCCUAAAGUAUCCCGCGGAACAAUUCCGUCCCAGGGAACGAUUGAGUGACUCUUUGGAAGGGCAUCUAGAGUCUGUACCAGAGAGCAAUGAGCUCAAAUUUUAUCUAACGAAUGAUCGGUUGAAUUUCGAAGAACUGAGAAAACAAAAACGAGCUGAAAUAAAGCAGCGAAUAUUAGUUAAGAAAUAUUCCAUUUGAUAGUUGUGUGUUUUAAGG